Messenger RNA from Durusdinium trenchii, 1077 nucleotides. The record is from the annotation of a GenBank genome assembly. NCBI's taxonomy places the organism in Eukaryota, Dinophyceae, Suessiales, Symbiodiniaceae.
CGGAGUUCCUGAAUUCAGCUGCGUGACAGCCUUUCUAUGGCUAUGGCUGUGGUUUCGCAAGAUGCUUCUGCCGGCGUGAGGGCGGCGGCACUUGUUGCGCCUGAUGAGACAGCGUAUGACCUGUUUCAGAUGCUACGCAACAGCCGUGGAACUGCUUUGCCAUGCUUUGAUGAGCACCUGCCAGCAGGCAUUCUAAGCCCAGACUAUGCAGUGGUGCUGCAUGGCGAGCCGAGCACGGGCAAGUCAGUGCUGCUGCGAAACAUCCUUGCGACCCAUUUGCUUCCGAAGGCCUGUGAUGGUCACGGACUUCCCUCAGUGCUGGUGGAUGCUGAUAAUGCCUUCGAUGUGUGGCUCUUGGCCAAGCUUCUUCAGGAUCGGGCGCGGCGCAGUGGUGUCAACUCCGAGGAGGCUGUGGAUUUGGUCACUGACGCCUUGGGUCGAUUGCUGGUCUUCCGGCCCUGUGAGCCCUUGGAUUUGCUGCAGCAACUCCGUCAGCUGCGUAGCAUCUUCUCCUCAAACCCCACUGCAGGGCUGUUGGUCAUUGACUCCAUGUCAGCUUGGCAGUCCAUGACGGCAGCCUUCCCUCGCUCUGCCGGUGCCACCCUGAAGGAAUGUUGGAGAGCUGUGGCCCGUUUGCAGCAAGAAGCCUCAGUUGCAGCCGUCAUCGCCCACCGCGACGCAGCUGUGGAAUUCCCCUUGCACUUUGAGGCCAUACACUUGGGUGUUGGGUGCUGCCCCAAGGUCCAGCCUAAAGGGGAGGAGCAUCUGGAAGCAAGUGCGCACUCUGAGCAUGAGUGUUUCUAUAUAGCGCCUGGGGGAAAGGUGCUGGAUUCAAGCGCCCUCGAUGCACAGACCUUUUUCGUGAUUUCGCCUGCUGGCGAAGUAGUAACAAUCCCAACACAGCCAGAGUUGAGGCCUCUAAGUCUAAGUGUGGGCCACAACCAUUUCUGAGCAACUCCACGGCUCGAGAUGCAAGGCAUGCAAAAAAAUGCCCAAGUUCUGUCGAACAACUCUUUGGGGGGCUCGUUGCAAAGUUUUUCGUUUUUCAUGAGGUAAAAAAGUCAAAGCCCGAGCUUU